AUGAAUGGUAUAGCAGAAAUUGAAGGGCGCCAAAGUGAACAUCUUAAGAACAAGUAUAACAGCACGAAGAAGAAUAAAAAACGAGUUGGCGAUUUCCGUAACUUCUCCAAUCAUAGGAGGGUUAAAAAAAGAGUUGACAGCAAAAGUGACAGGGGGAACAAACAUUGGGAUGCAAACGAGGUGAAAAAUAGAACAAUUUUUCUGCACAAAAAAUUUUUAAAAUCUUUAAAACAAAUGGAGACCAACAAAGGGGAGGAGAAAAAAACGUUUUUGAAAAAUUGGAACAUGAAUUAUUUAUCCAACAACUUGAGCGCGUUUAUGAAGGGCGCGGAGAGCGUCGCGGGCGGCCGGGGGCAGAGCGGGCCGAGCGGCAAAGGCGGUAAGAGCGGACAGAGCGGACAGAGCGGACAGAGCGGACAGAGCGGACAGAGCGGACGGAGCGGCAACCGCUGCUUCCUGAGCAGGAGUGUUGGCGACACCCUCGGGGAAGCGUCUAGCGAAGUGUACAGCCAAGGGAACCGCCACAACGUGUACGCCCCCGAGCAGAACAGCCCCAACUUCUCGCACACAGCAUUCAAACAAGCACAAGGCCACGCCCCAAAUGUGAAUAACUUCCACCCUUAUGAACAUGCCCAAUCGUCAGCAAACGAACAUAACCCCUACGCUGACAUCCGAGGGGUAUGGGAGAAGAUAAAGAGCAGGAGUGGUCUGUCCAAUUUUGUAGAAACUGUAAUUCAGGACGGCGCCAAUGUUGUUAGCGAGAAAAUUGGUGCCUUCAGCGAUGGCAGUUACGCGAAGGACCAGAGCAGGAAGGACCACUGGGGUAGUAGCCACGUUGGAAGCUCGCCCUAUAGCAGGAUCAAGUACGACCCCCCCUAUGGAGACCAAACCGGUGAAAACGAAACAUACCACUUAUCACCCAGCAACAACAGAACCACCGGCAAUAGUAGCAGCCAGAAUAAUGGCAAUGGGAAUAGCCAACAGAGCGGGAAGGGGGGAAGUAGCACCCAAAAUAACUAUAACGGUAAGGACGCGGGGGGGGGCGCCACCAACAACGGUAGCAGCAAUGGAAACAGCAGUAGCUACAAUUACGGGGGUGGGAGCGGAUAUAAUAACGGCUCAAGUGGAUAUGCAAAUGGAAGGACCCCCAAUGGAGGAGGGGGCAACGAUAACAAUGAGGAUGGAGACGGCGAUGACGAUGGGAAGGAUGGGCACUACGGCCGAAAUGGAAGGUGCGAAAACAACGGGGAGAGUAACGACGAGGAAGAUGAUAAUGAUGAAGACAAUGGAGAUGGAGACAGCGAUCGGAGUGGACACAAAAUCGAUGGGAGUGAACACAAAAUCGAUGGGAGUGAACACAAAAUCGAUGGGAGUGAACACCAAAACGAUCGAAUGGACAACCCGGGUGAUCGAAUGGACAAUCUGGGUGAUCGAAAUGGGAAAGUGUACUGCAGAAAUAAUGGCUCCUCCGCAUCAGUCACGUCUUCGUAUAUUAACGCAGAUGCGCAGGCAUCGAAUGGCGGUGGGAUGAAACAUCAGUGCCAAAAGAAACGAAAGAGUGGGCGAACCAGCUGCCCAGCUACCAACGAUAGCGGCAAUAGACGAAGCAGCAACAGUGCCAACAGCGUCAACUUCAUAGGGGGAGGAAGCAACAGCAAUGGGUAUGGCGACUAUAAUAACAGCGGCGUAGAGUACCCCAAUGCGGAGAGGAGGACUAGCCUUAAUUUGAGGAGGGGCAUGAACGAUGGGAGCAUGGAUUAUUACAAUCAGUACACCCUGGGAGGUAGUCACAACAGAUCGGCCACGGAAGCUCCCAGUCGUAGCCGCGGGAAUUUGGACUGCGGUGGUGGCCAUUAUGGGGACAACCCUCUCGGAAGGAACAGCAGAAGUACCAGCUAUGGGAAUGGCUGCAACGGAGGGAGCGGCGGGAACGGAGGGAGCGGCGGGAACGGCGGGAGCGGCGGAAACGGCGGGAGCGGCGGAAGUACCAACAAUCAUGAGACCAACUUGGGCCCCGCCAACAACUCCACGGUGAAUAAAAACAUUGGGAACAAAAGAAACUACGUGGCCAACGUGAAUUGCAAGGACACGGGCCCCAACCAGAGUUACUGCCGACAGGGGGACAGCCAAGGGGGAAGCCCCGUGGGUAGUCACCUGGGCAGCCACCUUGGCAGUCGCCUUGGCAGUCACCUUGGCAGCCACAGGAACAGCUUCAGCAGCGGCGGGAACCACAGCAAGCAGAUAAAGAAGGGCCGAGACAGCGGAGGUAGCGGGGGUAGCGGCGACAGUGGCGACAGCGAUCAUAGCGGUGGCGGCGGUGACUGCGGCGGUUGCGGCGAUUGCGGCAACGAGGAUGAUGGGGGAGGCGGCGAUCAUGGCGAUCAGGUCGAUCACAUGGGCCGCUCCGACCGCCCCGACCGCUCCGACCGCCCCGACCGCUCCGACGCGGAGGACCAGCUGCAGAAGCGACACGUGCACGCCGCCAACGCGGAUAUGCUAAACCCGGAGGACAGGAAGAGAGAAGCGGAAAAAUACAAAGUGCUGGGGAACCAAAGCUACAAGCUGGGGUAUUUCGAAUCUGCCAUCGACUACUACACGAAGGCGAUUUCGUAUGAUAACACGAAUCAUGUGUAUUACACAAAUAGGGCGCUAUGCUAUAAGAAGCAGAAGCUGUGGAAGCUAGCUAACAGUGACGCGAGACAAGCCCUGAAUUUGGAAGAAGAAUCCGUAAAGGCGCACUUCAUUCUGGGAUUGACUCUCUUACACCUGAACAGCUUAGAGGAGGGCUUGAAAAAGCUAACCAAGGCGAAGACCUUAUCUAGCUACUUAAAAGACUCUAACGAAGGAGAAAUAAACAGAUACAUACUGCAAGCGAAAAAGCUAAUAUACCUUCGAGACGAACAGAACAAGCAGCUGACCUACACCGAGCUGCAGUCGUUUCUAAUAGACAAAAUAAAUUUACUUAAUCAAAUUGGCUACAUAUCAAAUGAGGAGAAGUUCUUACGAACCCAACAGACGGAAAAUCUGUUCAAAGAAAUUUUAAAUUCUUUCCAAAGGAAGCAGAUACCAGAUUACUUAUGUUGCAAAAUCUCAAUGUGUUUGAUGAAUGAGCCGGUGAUUACCCCGAGUGGCAUGACGUACGAUAAGAUAUUUUUGUAUGAACAUGUUAAGCAUAAUGGGUCGUUCGACCCGGUCAGUCGAGAGCAAUUCUCUAUGCGAGAGGUCAUCCCCAAUUAUGCCAUCAAGGAGGCUACGGACAAUUUUUUGAAGUCCAAUCCGUGGGCCUUCGAGGAGUAA
Plasmodium vivax (malaria parasite P. vivax) is the source of this 3297-nucleotide messenger RNA. RefSeq lists its product as hypothetical. Gene Ontology annotation, molecular function: ubiquitin protein ligase activity; protein-folding chaperone binding. The coding region runs from base 1 to 3297 and encodes 1098 amino acids. Lineage: Eukaryota; Apicomplexa; Aconoidasida; Haemosporida; Plasmodiidae. Gene Ontology annotation, cellular component: cytoplasm. Gene Ontology annotation, biological process: protein polyubiquitination; proteasome-mediated ubiquitin-dependent protein catabolic process; cellular response to misfolded protein. The transcript has a single exon. The record is from RefSeq and is a predicted model, not a curated record.